Lates calcarifer (barramundi perch) is the source of this 6467-nucleotide messenger RNA. RefSeq names its product notch receptor, like (gene notchl). The coding region runs from base 3469 to 5661 and encodes 730 amino acids. Gene Ontology annotation, molecular function: protein binding. Gene Ontology annotation, biological process: Notch signaling pathway; multicellular organism development; cell differentiation. The record is from RefSeq and is a predicted model, not a curated record. The transcript is spliced from 15 exons. Gene Ontology annotation, cellular component: membrane. Lineage: Eukaryota; Metazoa; Chordata; Actinopteri; Centropomidae.
GCGCAUGCUCCGACAUGGCAGCUGCCUGUGAGUCUCCCCAGCUCCGACACUUAAAAAAAUAUUUCUGAAAAUAAAAAAGCUGAGGAGCUGAAAACUGAGCUGACAAGAUGCCGGGCUUCAGUGCCAGAGCCGUGAUGGAGUAAACAACCGGCAGCGGGUAAAACUUGUGAUCUGGUCUGGAUGGAACCGACGGGUCUACGAGACGUUUUCAAAUGUAUAACACUAUCCAUUGCAGCAAUGGAGGAUAUUGGUCUCCAUCCCAAACCCGGCAAUGACCCCCCUGUCCACAGACCCACAGUCACUGAGACUUUUGGGCUGCACCACAUCCCACCAGAUCACCUACAUGUCUCUGAUGCAAGCAGAAAAUCUGACAUGGAUAAAGAUGGACCGUCCAAAAAAAGGUCGCACUCGGUGAUCAGAGCAGAGCCGCAGAUGUUUUCCCAGUUUCCUUUACAGAGCCCGGUGCCUCUGGGUGCUGACACCACACUUUUUAAUACAGCUGCUAAAAAUGGAAGCACUACUUUGGAUAAGACAGGGGCCUCCAGAAAAACACCCAAAGCCAAAAUCACAGAUCCAUCAAAGUGGAAGCAAAACAAGCAGAAACAGCUGAGGAUGGAGGGAAAGGCAUACGUGAGCAAACGAAAAAAAGACGGCGAGAUUGUGACAAAGCAGCCGAGAACAAUGGGAUCAAGGUGCACUUCGAACGCAUGCAAAAAGGCAUCCAACAGGCUUUGCAAUGAGAUCGAUGAGGAGGCCAGGACGAAGGUGUUUGACUGAGUUCUGGCAGCACAUGAACUGGGCUCAGAGGAAACUCUAUGUAGCAGGACAAGUUGACCGUGACCCUGUGGAAAGAUCUCGAGCGGUGGGAUCACAGUCGAGGAGAUCGGUUUCACUCCGGUAUCACCUGAUGGUGGAGGGCAAAAGGAAACAAGUCUGUAAGAACAUGUUCUUGUCCACUCUGGGGAUAGGAGAGUGGUCUGUGCUCAACUGGGUGCAGAGAGGAGUAACAAAAAAGACUGAAUCAAGUGAAAACAAAUUAGAAAAGAGGCUGGCUGUCCCUCAGUGCCCACAGCAGAAUCCUACUCCCUCUGCAGUCAGUAAUACUGUGGAAGUCAAUCAGGAACAAGUAAAUUCCAAUGACAAAGACAAAAACAGAGCACCAGAACCGGAGGGGCCAGCCAGAAAGAAAUCCAGAGUUGCCAAGCCCCUAACAUGGAAGCAAAAUCGACAGAAGCAACUGAGGAUGGAGGGCAAACCUUACGUUAGCAAACGUAAGAAAGAUGGUAUGACCAUAACCAAAGCUCAGAGGACAAUGGGACAGAGAUGCACGUCCAGUGCUUGCAAAAGGGCCUCUAACCGCUUCUGUGCUGACUUCAGUGAGGAAACGAGGAGCGACCUGUUCACUAGUUUCUGGCAGUGCAUGAACUGGGCUCAGAGGAAGAUCUAUGUGGCCGGACUAGUCGACUGUGACCCAGUGGAAAGAACCCGAGCGCCGUGGACACAGUCGAGAAGAUCUGUCUCGAUGCGAUACCAUUUGAUAGCCGACGGGGACAGAAAACAAGUUUGCAAAAAGAUGUUCCUGUCCACUUUGGGGAUCGGAGAGUGGUCAGUGCUUAACUGGGCACAAAAUUCAACCCAGAAUGGGAAUUCAGAGGAAAACACUAAGAAGCAAACGCAGAGGAAGUCUCGUAAAGCCUUGGAGCAUGUUGUCCUGAAGGAGUUUCUGGAGAGUUUACCCAAAGUGCCCUCUUACUGCUGCGGGACGUCCAUCUCCAAGUUGUAUCUGGAGCCAGUCUUCUCAAACAUGUCUGAGGUGUAUAGGCACUACUACAACCACUGCUUAGAGAGGAAGACUACACCGCUCUCUCGGCAGGUUUUCUGUGCUGUAUUUAAAAAGAUGGAUUUGGGAUUGUGUGACCCCAAAAAGGAUCAAGGUUGUACUUUUGGUGCGACGGGAAACUUGUUUAAUGAGCUUUGGGAGGAAUACUGCAUGGAAAGAGGAGCUCCAGGGCCAGAGAAAAUGGGUAACCAGUAGGAAAGGAUCUAUGUUGGAGUUCACCGCUGUGUUAAUAUGAGUUGUGUAUUCCUCCAUUACCUUCAAUAUGAUCACAUACACGUUGUGGAAAGUUUGAUGCCAAGACUUUGCCAAAACUGUACUUAAUGAUCUUGAUAAUCUCACACUGUCUGAAGCAAUCAAGAUGUCUUUAUGCAGCUUAACAGUUGUUUCACUUAAGUGGAAUUAUUUAAGCACUACAUACAGGGGUCUUCUUAGGUGAUGAUCCACCGAUGGUCAGCGAAGAGUCCGAAUAAGUUGUCUUGUACAUCACCUUUUUAUCUGGUCUUAGCCAGCUCUCUAUCCCUCCCUCUCUGACUUCUUUCACCAAACCAUUUUUGGUAGUGCCAGUUCUGGCUAUGCUGUGUUACAAUCCCUCCGGUCUGGCGAUGUCAUGUUGCAAUCCCUUUUUGGCUUUAAAUACUUACCAAUAGUGACCGCAUCCAUCCUCCAUACCGCUUCUUACAAUCAUUCUUAUCCUUAGUUACCAUUGAUACAAUUAAUCAUUACUUUUAGUAAUAUUAUUAGUACAAUUAUUCUUUAACUUUUAUACUUUGAGUCACAAUCAACUGUUUAAAUCACAUUUGAUGAUUUUCAUACUCUCGUGCAAAUCUUACAGUGUGCCACCAAACUUCCCUUUUUCUAAGGCUGGCACGGCUCUCUGGUACUUUACAGUCAUGUCAUAGUCUUACCGUUUUUGCUUAGUCACAGUGUCAUAUGAUUUUUCAUGUAUUACAUUCACACACACACAUAGUACAAUGAUUAUAGUGCUCACAUUAUACUGAUUUCUAAAUAAUUCAUUAAAACUGUGCAUCUUACAUCCUUUCUUUUGGCGCCGGGAGUGGGUAGAUCUAAACCUUUCUUGACAAGUCCUAUCAUAGGAAUUCACAGUCAAGUUUUCUGGACUCAGCAGCUGGACAAAACAGAUGUGUGUGCACGUGCUUCUACACUUGUUUGAAAAGGUCAAAUUCAAACUACACUGUCCCCUCACACACUGAAGCUUUCUGCACACCACAAAGUAACGGCUCUUCCAACAGUUCACAGUAAGAGCCACAAAAGCGCACACACACAGACACACGUACAUAGGGUUAUCGCCCUCCUAUUCUUCUCCACACAGUGGCAGGAAGUUGUCCAGAUAUCCGCAGGGCCUCUGAAAAAAAAAAAGAAAAACGCGAGUGUACAAAGUAGGCUGGGUGGUGUUAGAAGGUGUUGGUGGUGGCGGUGAUGGACUUGGGCGACUUCACUCAGAGUUAACUGUUCGCUGUGAGCAGCAGGGAAUCAGACAGUGUGAAAACGCUGUGAGUCACAGCCUGAGCUCCUGCAGAUCAGAGGCAGGUUUACCCAAACAGCCGGACUGGACUGCUGAGUGAGAGAAGAAAUAAGGCCCCACAGCUGGUGACCUGAACAGCCUGAAGAUGUGGGCUCUGAGGAUGUUUCUUCUGCUGGGACUGAGCUGGACAAGUCGAGCUGCAUCUGGUGAUCCGUGGGGUCAGUGUCCAGUCAGCAGAAAUUGUAAGGACAAGUUCGGAGACGGGUCUUGUAACACAGAAUGUGUGGAGCCUGAGUGUCUCAGAGACGGCUUCGAUUGCCUUAAGGACAGGGGCCACUGCAAUCCGGACCACAUCAAGUACUGUCGCGAUCACUACGCCGACUCCCACUGCGGCCAAGGAUGCAACAGUGCCCCCUGUGGAUGGGACGGCAGCGACUGCUUCACACGCCAGAGCCCUCAAUGGGCUAAAGGCACCCUGAUCCUUCACACUAACAUCCCACUGGAACGUGGCACCUUCUCCAACAGCUCCUUGCUCUGGGCGCUCAGCGUCCUCCUCCAGUCACCACUCAAGCUGAGAGGAUCCACCCCCCUCGCCACCAACAGGAAACUGUUUGAUUUUGACCCUCAGCAGCUUGCCGACCUGCUGGCUCAGGCAACACCAUCUGACUCAAAUGGCUCCCUCCUUUUCCUCCAAGUGGACAACAGGCCGUGUUCCCAUUCAUCCACUACCUGUUUCCCCUACGCCACCAUGGCAGCCAGUUUCCUACGUGCUGUAAUGUUACUGAAGCCCACCUCGUUCCCCGCACUCCCAGAGCUGAAGGCCGUCAUCAGUAUUAGAGGUGUCCGAGAGGAAAUAGGAAGCAGAGACGAGGAAACGCCGUUAGAGGAAAUCAAAGAGCCGAACCCUGUGUGGUUAUGGGCCGUUGUUGCACUAGCAAUCAGCCUGCUGCUGCUGCUGCCCCUGGUCGUGUUCCUGGUGGUGAGGAGGGUGAGGCAGCGGCGGGCGGAGAGGGAGAGCAACGGCAGGGUGAGACACCGGCCUACAGUCACUGAGAACGACGGCAAAGCCAAGUCCUGGGCACCACAUGCGGCCCACCAAGAACAGCGGGUCAGAUCCAGCAGGGAGAAAGACAAGAUCAGCCUGAGGAAAAAGAAGAAAGCCAAGGAAGCGGAGAAGAAGAGGAGGAGGGAACCACUGGGCGAGGACGCCAUUCGAAUGCGGCCUCUCAAAAGAGACCAGGAUAUAGGAAGUGACACAGACUUUACCCAGAGUUCAAUGGAGGACAUCAGUGCGAGAUGUUCCAGACGUCAGGAAGACGCCACCAUCUGUGACCACAGGACCCAGGAGCAAAAACACUACCGAAAUGGACCCCCACCGUCCCGCAGACCCAUACAGCCUCCACCUAGAGGAUGGGAGAGAAACGCCAUGCCUCCUCCUCUGCUCAGUCCUCCUCAGCAGUCGGCAGAGUGGUGUGGCCCAGAUGGAUCAGUGGUUCUGAUCCGAGCCGUGCGUAGCGGGCUGGACAGAGUGGUUUUGGAGCUGCUGCGAGCAGGAGUACCAGUUAACAACACUGAUCACACUGGGAGAUCAGCCCUGCACUGGGCAUGCUCAGUAAACCACCUCUCCUUAACAAGGACCCUCAUACGCUAUGGGGCCGCUGUGGACCUGCAAGACAACAAGGGCGAGACACCGCUCUUCCUUUCCGCCCUCCACGGUUGCUAUGACACCGCCAGACUUCUCCUCCUUCACGGUGCCAACCUCGAGCUGCACGACCGCAGGGGGCGUCGGCCGAUCGACGUGGCCAGAGAGGGCAUGCGUCACCAGGUCCUGGAGCUCCUGCUGGCUCACCAGAUUCAGAGAGGGCCUGUUCCCGUCGACACGGCCAACGACAUGCUGUGGGAGGAGCGCGCUCUGAUGUACUCGCCAUGGGUCGGAUCACAAGGCCUGCCUGGAAGAAGUGCCUCCUUCUCCGGGAUCGAUAGGGCAUCGAGAUAUGACCCCACCACCACAGAACGAUUGGUCGAUGAACAGAGUGCAGUACCCCUCCCCUCAGAACUGGCGGCCGCAGCUCAACCAAUCAGCAACAGCGCUGGUCCCUCCAAGAGUUAUGGGCCGCUCCCCUCGGCCAAUCAGCACCUUACAGGAGGUGACCUCAGAAGACGAGGACCGCGACAGGCAUCAGGAAGUCCCCAGAGCUGCGACACCUCACUUCCUGUCGCCCCAGCCGGCCCCUCGGCAGCGUUCCUUCUCCUGCACCCAGCAUGCACUGCAGCGCCGCUCCAGCGCUCACCAGCCGGAGCCCAAUUAUCUUAUCGUGACAGACAGAACAGCCAAUGAGCCCAUAGAAAGAGUCGUUGUUUCACCUCCCACAGAUGCCACGGCCCAAUCAGAUCGCCAGCAAGUUGCUAACGGCGACAAUCCCAGCAGAGCCGAACAAGCGGCGAUGAGUUUGACGAAUACAGAGCAGAAAUCUAGAGGUGAGAGGUCAAACAACACUACUGACGCCACACAAACAGCCUUGUAGAGAAGAGGAACGAGGAAUGAAAUUUCAGCUGCCUCUCCAUUCAGCCUGUAAAAGGUAGCACUGAAGAGGAUGUGACUAUGAUGAUGGUUUAAUAAAGCUGCGCUGACAGAGGGGCACUGAGUUUUAGUUUGGCAACAGACUUAUUGUAUAAAUCUCAAUGCAGAGCAGAAGGCUUUGGCCCUCAGCUGGAAGGAGUCCAACCUUGAUUUAGUGAAAUUCUGGAGAUGUCCAGUUUGCAUCUGUUGGUCGUCACCUGACCCGUCAGAUUACUUACUGUUACAUCCACUGUCCAAUGAAUGCACAGUAGCAGCAAACGGAGAUGUUCCAGCCCAAAGCACCCACACACAGUUUUCACUCAGCCUUGCCUAAAUUAUUCUAUUUUUUACUACGGAGGGGGAUGAUGUUAUAACUGUAAAUCUUUGUUACAUGGCACAGUCAGUAGAACAUGUUUGACGUGAAUGCCAGUCAAACGAGAUGAAUGUGGAGACUGAACUACACUGUAUUCACGUGGUCUCGUCGUGUAACAGGUUGCAUUCUGAUUAUUGCAGAAAUAUUGAAGGAGAAAUCCUGAGAAGAAUCCUGUCGAUGCAUGCAAUAAAGUGACUUUUCAUGCAACCAA